This is a messenger RNA of Musca vetustissima, 6174 nucleotides long. It is a transcript of the gene Root, whose product is annotated as rootletin. The record is from RefSeq and is a predicted model, not a curated record. Lineage: Eukaryota; Metazoa; Arthropoda; Insecta; Diptera; Muscidae. The transcript is spliced from 11 exons. Bases 1 to 6174 code for a protein of 2057 amino acids.
AUGCAAGCGUACAGAGACAACUUCAAACAAACUCCUUGUCCAUCGCUCCUGGAUCAGCCUGGACCGCCUUCAACAAGACUGCCCUUUUCCAAGACAAAUCGUAGUAGUCGGAAUACAGCGACAAAAAACGAUCAUAACACAACAGGUUCGAUAAACGGAGCUGCAACUACGCCCAGAAUGUUAAGUCCAACACCGUCAGAAGAUAUGGGCACUUCGGCCCUAUUACGGCAAAAUCAAGAGCUGCGACAACGUUUAGCCGAGGAGGCGAAUAGCUAUCGACGUCGUUUGGAUACCUAUAAGCAGGCUCAACAGAAUCAAACCACUCUGGUGAGUCGUUUACAAUCGAAGAUACAACAAUAUCGUCAGCGUUGUAACGAUUUGGAAGAGCGUAUGCAGGAAACUAUUAAACCACCGACACCAUGUCCAGCAGCGGCACCAAAAAUUACCACCGGUCCCACGUCCAGUCAAGUUAUGUGUUCCACUUCAUUGACCUUGGGCCACUCGAGUCAGCCUUGUUCAUCUUCAUUGGAGACACCACCCUCACCACCCACCUGUGGAGGGGGUCGUGAAUUUGUUGUCCAUGAAGAUAGCGGUGAAUUGUGUCGCAAACUAGAGGAGGAACAUAAAAAAUGUGAACAGCUGAUGACUCAAAAUAAUGCCUUGCGACAACAGCUGAUCGAAUCGAAUCGCACCAAUGAAGCACUGACCAAUGAUUUACAAAAAUUGACCAAUGAUUGGUCGAAUUUACGUGAUGAACUGUUGGUCAAAGAGGAUGAGUUUAAGGAGGAAGAACAGGCUUUCAAAGACUAUUACAACAGCGAACACAAUCGCCUAUUGAAAAUGUGGCGUGAAAUUGUUGCGGUCAAGCGUGCCUUUAAAGAUAUGCAAACAGCAAUGCGUAACGAAGUCACCAAAAUGGGUAUGGAGGUAAACGGUGCCGUUAAGGACAUCAAUGCCACCUGUAACAACGUGGCCUUCAAUCAUCAACAAGCUAAACGGCAACUUGAUGAACAACUGGCUCUAGCUAAACGCGAAAAUGAUGAGCUACAAAAUCAAUUAGCCACUUUAAAAGUUCAACAUGAAUCUGCUCGCCAUGAAGUCAUGGAACGCGAUCAACGCCUACUUGAGCUAAUGAAUCAAUUGAAAAAGCUGGAAGAUCGUUGUGCCCAGGCGGAAUCACAGGCAAUGUUGGCAUCACGUUACAAUGAUGAAAUUGAUCGUCUGAAUAGUUCGAUACGAGAAAUAGCUCAAGCUGUGGUAUUAGACGCCGAGAUUGCGGAUCGAGAGCAGGCGGAGGCAGCAACUCCGGGUGGCGAUAUGCAACAUAUGCACUUGUCACGUGACAGUGGUGGUGGCGGUGCAUCAUCUAGGGCUAAAUCGCCGGGACGUUCAUCGGCUAGAGCCUCUCAAGCCUUUGCUGAGGGUACCAUCUCCGCGGUGCAGGCUGCCCUACACAAAUACCAAUUGGCUCUCCACGAUAUGCAGGUGAAAUAUCAAAACACCCAAGAGAAUCUGACGGCCACCAAAACACAAUUGGAUACCAGUGAAGGGACCAAAGCACUGCUGACAACUAAAAUACAACAAUUAACCGAAAAGUUGGAUGCAAGCAAUUCAAAACUUUCAGAAUUGCUGAAAGAACGCGAUAGUUUGCAGAAGACGCUCGAUGAGAUCCGAGAACAAAAACAACAAUCGGAACAGGGUAAAGCCGAAAUAAAUAAUGCGUUUGAAAAUCUGAGUGCAGAUUUUGAAAAACUGCAAUUCAAUUAUGGUAAACUGCAAAAGAAAAUCGAUGCCCUUGAGGAGGAUAAGAAGGCGGUGGAAUUGGAAAUCCAAAGAAUUCUAAAGGAUAAAAAUAUCACCGAGUUGAAUUUGAGAGCCGAAGAAGAUCGUGGUAGCCGCCUGCGUGAAGAAACCAUAUCGCUGCGUGAAGAACUGAAUCGUGUCAGCCUAAAUCGUGAUCUACUCGAACAGCAACGUAUUGAAUCGGAAAAUUUAAUUAACCUCCUGGAAAAACAAAAAUCCGAUUUAGAAUAUGAUCUCGAUAAAAUUCUGCUGGAGAAAUGUGAUUUACAAGAACGUUUGGAAAAAGCAUCCUCCAAUAAUUCCUCAGCCAGUGAUGAACUUAAGAAUAUACAAACUACCCUGACUGAGGUCCAGGAGGAACGUAAAAAAUUAUCACAACAAUUGCAUGAGCAAAACAACGAACUGGCUGAGGUACGCAAAGAGCUUAGCAAUUUGGAUAAACUACGUUUGGAGCUGGAAACCGAUAAUUUGGGUUUUAGUGAAAAAGUCAAAUGUCUGCAAAUGGAAAAGGAAAAAAUUCUCCAGGACUUGGCUUGUAUAACUCGUGAUCGUGGUGACAUACACAAUCAAUUGACAGCGAUGUGUCGUAAAAAGGAAUCGCUUAAUGAGGAACUAAUGCGCACACGUCAAAGAUUGGAACAGACCAGUGAGACAAAUAAUCGUUUGAAUCGUAAUCUUGAGGAAAUGGUCAAGGAUGUUGAGGAGAAACAGGUGGUGAUUGAUCUGCACGAAAAGGAAACACAUCGUUUACAGGAAAUGUUGGCUGCCUUGCGUUCCGAAAAGGAAUCCCUCGAUGCGGUUCUCUUCGAUACCAAUACCAAUCUGGAAGCCACAGAAGAAAAACGUGCCCAAUUGGAAAAAGAGCUGCAAGAUGCGUUGGUCAGAGAGGAAUCGAUGAAAAAUAACGCCGCUCGUCUGCAAAAAGAAUUGGAUCAAUGUCAACGUCGUGCCCAAGACACGAAAACACAGCUUUUGAAUGCUGCCCGUGAAGCAGAAAAUGAUUACAAUCAAAAACUCAGUAAUCUGAAAUUAAAUGCUGAAGAGGCUGCUAAGAAACAUGCUGAUGAUAUGCUUCAAUUACGUAGUGCUCUGGAAAAGAGAAUGCAACAAGCUUUGCAGGCCCUCCAAACGGCAAAAGAUGAUGAAAUUGAAAAACAACAGGAACGCUUGGAGGGAUUACAGGCCCAUUUGGAAAGUUUGGUGCAGCAACAUGAAGAGGCCUUAAUUCGAGCGGAGAAUGAGAAACAGCAGGCAUUGUUGAUAGCUCAUCGUGACAAACAAGCCGUACAGGAGAAAUUAGAAGCUGUUGCAAGAGAAUUGAAAACGGAACAAGAUGCCUUAGAGCGGGCAAAGAGAGAACACAAUGCCCGUGAUGAAAAACAACGUAACGCCAUUGCCCAGCUAAAAGAUGAAUUGGUGGCGCUGCGUACCCGAGAAGAAGAACAAAAAAUCAAACUUGAAGAAUGUAUACGAAAACAAGAAAUCCAAAUGAAUGCCCUCAAAGAAGAACGGGAUAAUUUACAACGGCUAAGUGAUGAAUUAAAAAUGGACAUACGUUUGAAGGAUGACAAAAUGGAAUCGUUGAAUAGUGAACUGCAGGAUACCAUGCGUAAGGCUAAAGAGAACGAAGGUUACAUUGAAAGUAUGCGUAAAGAUCUAACCGACACGAGACGCCAGUUGGCCGAUAGCAAUAUCGAACGUGACAAGUAUUCCACCAGCAAUGAGGAACUACGUGAUCAUGUCAAACGUGUUGAGGGUGCCAAACGUGAACAAGCCCGUGCCAUUGAGGAAGCUCUACAGAAAAUAAGCAGUUUGGAAGAUAGUAAAAAUACACUGGAAAUCGAACGUACCCGCCUCUCCACGGUACUCAAAGAAACCGAGAAUAAUCUUCAAAAGACUAGCCAAGAAUUGAAUACAACGAAAAAUACUUUGCAAAAGACCCAAAUGGAAUUCGCCCAGAAAGAUGAGGGCGGAAAAGAGUUACAAAAUAAAUUGGCUGCCGAAACGGAGCUCAAGGAACGUGCCACCCAAGAAUUGAAUCAAGUGAAAAAACAAUUGGCAGAUUUGGAGGCGAAUUUGUGUGCCACUCGUCAAGAACUUGGUCGAGCUCGUUGUCAUGCCAAUCAAGAGGAACAUCGUUUCCACAACCGCGAACAAGAGCUAUUGGCCCGGUUGGAAGAGGCUCGCGGCCGGGAGAAACGUUUGGAAGAUCAAAAACACAAUUUGGAGGUAUGUCUGGCCGACGCCACACAACAAAUCCAAGAGCUAAAAGCUCGUCUGGGAGGUGCAGAGGGACGUAUACGUGCCUUAGAUGAACAGCUAGCCUGUGUGGAACAGCACAAACGUGAAUGUGAACAUAAAUUAAGUUCCGUCAUUCACACCCUACGUCGCAUUGCCGGCAUACAAAUUGAUGGUAGUGUCAAUCUGUCCCACCGUCUUGUCAGCCCUUCGAGACGUUUCAGCCCUGUUCGCAGUGUCUCUGGUGGUGUAGCGCCCAGCUGCCAUGAUUUCGAUCAACGUAGCACUUCCCAUUGCCCAGAUGGCCCCUCACUUGACAUUGAUCCCGAUCUGAUUCGCAAAGGAGUACGCUGCCUUAUGCACCAAGUUGCCCAAAUAGAACGCGAGAAAGAUGAUUUCAAAAUGCAAUUGAUGACCACCAAGAAACAGCUGCAGGAUGCCGCCGAUCAGCAAAUGAAAUGCGAUGCCAAAGUAUCGAAACUGCAACAAAUGAUCCGACAUUUACAACAGGAAAAGAGUAAUCUGGACACCGAGCGCAGCAUGAAAGUCUCCGCUUUGAAUGCUCUCGAAGAGAAAUUCCAAAAGAAGGUCGACGAAUGUCAACAGCUGAGGGAGAAAUUGGCCCAAACGGAAAUGCAAUUAAACUCCUGCAGCGAAGAGAACUCACAAAACGAAGAGCGUUUGGAGAAAUGCCGACAGCAUGGCGCCAAACUGGAAAAUGAAAAACGCCACCUGCAAGAGGAAUUGGCCAAACUGGAAGGCCGUGCCACAAAAUUGGACUUGCAACGUGUUGCCUUGGAGGGCGAUAUUACACGUCUACAAAUGGCCAUGCAGGAAAAGGAUUGUCACAUUAGAGCUGCCCAAGAACGUUUGGAUAAUCAAAAUAGAGCAAUGGCGCAAUUGGAAGAUAGGUGUGCAUCACUCAAAUCAUCCUUGGAUCAAAUGAAGGAACGGCUGCAAAAGGCCGCCGUCGUCGAAGCUGAACUAAGAGGUGAACUUAAAACUGCCAGUAAAGAAAUAUCCGAACAAGGUCACUGUUCUCAGGCCAAUGAAGAUAAACUUAAGCUUCUGCAAAAGUCCUUACAAACUGCCGAGAAUGAGAAACGCAUCUUAAGUGAACGUUUGGAAAAGGCCCAAGCUUCCAUUAACGAUCUGAGACGUGGCCAACAGGCCCAGUUGGAUAGUGCUCAACGGCUACAAGAUCAAGUUAAUGAUUUGGAAGUGAAAAACUCUGCCUUAGAAUCGCAGCUCCGUAUUGCAAAAUGGAAUCAAGAAUCGGGCGAUAAGAAUCACAGCUCGAACAACCACAGCGAAGAGGAUGAGCUGAGUCGCCAAUUGAAAUCAUCACAGCGCGAAAAAUCGGAGCUACGCAGCAAACUACAGGUGCUACAGGAUAAAGUGAAACAAUUGGAAUCGGAAAGAAAGAGUAAAUUUGCGGGUGAUAGUGUUUUCGAUAGAUCAGAAAAAUCGGCAAUGGGUGGUUCCGGUGGUGGUGGUGGUCUUGGUCAGAGUUCACCAUAUUACGAUGGCAAUUAUGAUUCGAAUCGUCUUGAAAGUAAUACGACGGCCAAUAGUAAUUAUCAAGCAAGUAGUAAUUAUCAACGUAAAAAUUCUUCGGCACCGGGUGGUGGCAAUAGCUUCAAUUGUGGCCUAGAUCACGCCGUUAUUGAACAAGAAAAUCGUGAUUUACGUUUAAAGGUACGUCGCCUAGAGACCCUAUUAGCUGAAAAGGAAUCAGAGCUGGCCCGUUGCAAGGCACGUAUACACGACAGCGCCAAAUGUAUGGAUGGUUUGGAUACGGAACGUUAUCGCAGUGCCCAAAUGCAUGCUGAAAAGCUAUUGGAUGCCCGUGAACAAAGUCAUCGUCAACAAGUGUUGCGUUUAGAAAACCAGAUUUCAAUGUUGCGCGAACAAUUGGCCCAAGAGGCUAAACGCCGCCAGCAAUAUAUUUUGCGCAGCUCCAAAGCAAAUCGUGAAAUGCAACAUUUACGCAAUACCCUGGGAGAUUCUUUGCGACACGUUUCACAGCAUCCGCUGGACCCAAAUCUAUUGGAAAGUGAAUCUAGAAGAUUGGACAAUGCCGUAUCCAUGAGUCUACCACCUUCAAGCUGUCGUGAUUAUGAACGCGAUUAA